AUGAAGCUUGUCAGGUUUCUUAUGAAAUGUGCAAAUGAGACAGUCACAAUCGAGCUUAAGAAUGGAACCAUUCUCCAUGGAACGAUAGCCUCUGUCUCCCCACAAAUGAACACCGCCCUACGCACAGUCAAGAUGACCCCCAAAGGCCGUGACCCUAUCUCCCUUGACUCGAUUAAUAUCCGUGGUUCUACAAUCAGAUACUAUAUCCUACCCGACAGCCUUCCUCUUGAUACCUUGCUUGUAGACGACCAGCCAAAACCAAAGAACAAGGCACGAAAGGAGAGUGAUCGAGGCGGCCGUGGUGGCCCAAGAGGAGGCCCCAGAGGGCGAGGUGGACGAGGUGGCGGCAGGGGACGUGGACGAGGUCGUGGAUUCUAG
Microsporum canis CBS 113480 is the source of this 378-nucleotide messenger RNA. Its product is annotated as small nuclear ribonucleoprotein Sm D1. Gene Ontology annotation, cellular component: pICln-Sm protein complex; precatalytic spliceosome; U4 snRNP. The transcript is spliced from 3 exons. Gene Ontology annotation, biological process: RNA processing; spliceosomal snRNP assembly. Bases 1 to 378 code for a protein of 125 amino acids. The record is from RefSeq and is a predicted model, not a curated record. NCBI's taxonomy places the organism in Eukaryota, Fungi, Ascomycota, Eurotiomycetes, Onygenales, Arthrodermataceae. Gene Ontology annotation, molecular function: RNA binding.